This is a messenger RNA of Halichondria panicea, 1163 nucleotides long. RefSeq lists its product as uncharacterized. Lineage: Eukaryota; Metazoa; Porifera; Demospongiae; Suberitida; Halichondriidae. Bases 509 to 1096 code for a protein of 195 amino acids. The record is from RefSeq and is a predicted model, not a curated record. The transcript is spliced from 6 exons.
GGGUAAUUACAGUGCCACCAUAAUUAAAGUACCAUGUGAGCUCAUAAUUAUAGCACUUUAAUAUUAUCGUUUAUACAGUACAGGUACAGCUAGCUAGCUACAGUAAAACCUGUUCCAAUGACCACUCUGAUCAUUACUAUCCCUAUGCUGAUGUUUUUCACCUCCACCACUUCACACGUUAAUUUGAGACGAGUGGUCUAUAAUAAAGGCCGCGAUUCAUUAUGUUGUGUACAUGAUGUCAGUGGCAAUAUUAUAUUUAUGUACAUAUUUAUAUGUGUAGAAUUGGAUUAGCAACUACAAGAGAUCUCAGCGCAAAGGCGAUAGCCCAAGAGUAGGGAUUGCAAGCAGUGACAUUCCUGGUGGUCCAGGACCACUAAAGAAAGGCAGAUUCUUAUCAAUCCCCAAUGCAUAUAAUGUGCAUGUUGCAGAAUUCCUCAAGUCUGAAAAUGCUCUUGCCCUGCCUACAACCAAAGAGAAAUACUCAGCAGCCGCAGAGAAAUGGCGAUCUAUGUCAGAGGAGGAAAAAGCAAACUGUAAAGAACGAAUCGGAGAAUAUUCAAAAAGCAAAGAAGUGACGUGGCCAAAGAUUCAGAAAGUGAUGAGACAGAUGAAUUCUGGGGCACAAUCACUAAGUGAUGCGGCGGGAGUUGAGACAGUAACGCUACAUUUUCAUAAAGGGGAGGUGUUUACUGGAGGAAGUGAAAGAGGCGUACAGUAUCUGAAAGAGCAUCCAGUAGUGGAACUCUCGUUUACAUCUUACUUUUAUGAAAAAUCUGCCGAGGAAGAACUUCCUGAGUCCACUCAAAGAGCUACUUCUAAAAAGUUGGUUGAACAAGUGAAGAAUAUUUUCCAGCAGAAAUAUGCUAUCUCUACGGGCCAUAUCGGAGAUGUUCCAUAUGACAGUGAAGACAUUGUAGUGAACCUGAAGGGCCUACCAACGAAUAUAGAGUUCAAAAGACCCUCGCUGUAUGGAGUAAGGCAGCUUCAAACGAUCAUAUCAAAUAAAUCAAAGUUUGAAAUGCACGUACGGAGUGUGCACACAGCGCUAAGGGAACAUAACUACCAACAACCCGGUGCCGUAGAAACUCAAGACUGAUAUGCUCCAGAUAUAUAUAUAUAUAUAUAUAGCUAAUAGUCACCGUCUGUACUCGAUCAUGGUAAAA